CAACAUCCUCCCGUCUCCCAUUUGUCCCUGUGCCCGUUUCUAUUCGGGAAGGAGGAAGUUUACGUGUCCGUGUUUAGUGUUGACGUGGCGAUUUCUGGAACUUACUUAUUAACUGAAACAUAAUAAAAUAUAUUAUUUAACAAUAAGAAUCUUGUUAUAAUCUUGCUAGUUAAAUAUUAAAGAUGUUGAAGUCAUUAUUUAUCGCUUUGACCAUCUCCGCUGUUUUCGCCGGCGUGCCUUCCAAUGAAGAGACGAAAAGACUGAUGGACCACCUGUCUGAUGUGGAACACUUCAAGAAUGAACAUCACAAUAAACAAUUCGACCACGACGCCUUUUUGGGAGAGGAUCAAGCCAAGACUUUUGAUCAGUUGCCACCAGAGGAAAGUAAAAGAAGGCUGGGCGUGAUUGUGGACAAGAUAGAUGUCGACAAAGAUGGAUUCAUAACGCCGGUGGAGUUGAAGGAUUGGAUCCGUUACACGCAGAAGCGGUACAUCGACGAGGACGUGGAGCGCCACUGGCGGCAGCACAACCCUGACAAUGAGGAGUUAAUCACGUGGGAUGCCUACAGGAAAAAUGUGUAUGGUUUCAUGGAUGAUAUGGAUCCAAAGGAUUACAAAUCACCAGAGAGUGAGGGCUUCACAUACUCAGCCUUGUUGAAGAGAGACAGGAGGAGAUGGCACUAUGCCGAUGCUGACCAGAAUGAAGCAUUGAACAGGACAGAGUUUGCAGCUUUCUUACACCCCGAGGAUCACUCCGGAAUGAAUAACGUCGUUGUUCUUGAAACCCUUGAAGAUAUUGACAAAGAUAAGGAUGGCAAGAUAUCUUUGGAGGAGUACAUUGGUGAUAUGUACAAACCUGAAGAUGGAGAGGAAGGCGAGGAGCCUGACUGGGUCAAGCAGGAGAGAGAACAGUUUACUGGAUACAGAGACACAGACAAAGACGGGUUCAUGGACGAGAAUGAGGUGAAGGAAUGGAUCGCACCGCCCGAGUUCGAUCACGCGGAGGCGGAAGCGCGCCAUCUUGUCUUCGAGGCGGAUUCCGACGCGGACGAGAAGCUCACCAAGGCGGAGGUACUCGAUAAGUACGACCUCUUUGUGGGCUCGCAGGCGACCGACUUUGGUGAAGCCCUGGCGCGUCAUGACGAAUUCUAAUUAAUAAGCAUCAAUACAUAAAAAAACCCAAGACGAACAAUCAAUAGACUUGUGGUAAUGAAAAUAGAGUGCAUAAUAUAUUCAUUUUUGAGCAGCUUAUAUAUGAAGUGAUUAUACGUGGAAUUUUAUUUUUUUUAAAUAAACUCUAUUGAUGGAAUAUGGUCGUCUUGGAUUUUUCUUGUAUAUUGUAAGUACAGUUUAAAGUCGUGUCAGCUGUUCUUAUUACCAUAGAAUUACCAACCGUCCUGUUUUUCUAGGACAUGUCCUAGUUUUUAUACUGUCCUGGGACGUCUUGAAUAAUGGA
This is a messenger RNA of Achroia grisella, 1455 nucleotides long. RefSeq names its product calumenin-B (gene scf). Lineage: Eukaryota; Metazoa; Arthropoda; Insecta; Lepidoptera; Pyralidae. The transcript has 7 exons. Gene Ontology annotation, molecular function: calcium ion binding. Bases 183 to 1151 code for a protein of 322 amino acids. Gene Ontology annotation, cellular component: endoplasmic reticulum. The record is from RefSeq and is a predicted model, not a curated record.